AACUUCGGCCUGAAUCUGGACAAAGGGGCAGUUCCAGGAUUUUGUUUUCACAAAUGAAAUGUCACAUUAUUACCUUUUUCUAUUUUUACUCUUGAGUGAAGGUUGUGGUUUUAAACUCUUCUUCUUUAUGAGCAUAGAAUGCCACUAACUCCUCACUGUGCUUACACCAUAUAUAUCUCUACACAACCUAAUUUCCCUUUAGGGGUGAAUAAAGUAAUCUAUCAUAUAUAAGAAUUGUGUUAUAGUGCUAUUGAUAAAAAUCAUAUUGUGAUGAUUAUUAAAAUUGUUGUGUUGCCCAGCCCUAGUUUUAGCAUAAAGCUGCCAUCACACACGCACCAAACCUUUCGAGAUAUCAUACUAUGACUAUUAUUUGGGGAUCACACUGUUUAUUAGAAACUAACUGAAGUGUAGUUUUCUGCCAUCACACUCCGGUCCAGGAGGUGGCGAUACUGCGCCCUGAAGCUAGUUCGCCAACACAAUUCAAAGAAGAGAAGGAGGAGAAGUCGCGGACCAAUCGUGUGCCUUCUUCGUCCGCGACUCAAACUUCUGAACCGCAGCUUUUACCUUAGAAUUAGAUUCACACUUUUCUCACAAAUACACAUCGCGUCGGUUAUGGUGUUUAUUUAAUUUGAUAAAACCAACGGGUGCGAGUCACAGCUGUGUAUUUUGUUGGGGAAACGAGCUAGCAUCAGCCACUGUUUACUUUCAUGGAGCCUCACCUCGAACGACCCGUGUUUCUGAGAGACUGAGUUUGUUUCAGCUUGGCUUUGUGUAAAUGGUUGCUCGACCCGAAGAUGGAGGUGGCUGUGAAAGCGAAGGCCAAGAGGAGACACCUGAACACAAACGAGUGUGAUGAACUGGGACAGAGCGCAGAGGGCACUAAUGCCCUUACCCAGCCCCACACCUUGAACCAGGGGCAGGGCAACUGUGACCCCAAUAGGUGGCUUUACCCCAGAACAACCAACAAGCGACAGAAGUGUGGGAUGGUCUCACAGCCUCAGCCCAAGGAAGAGGAGGAAGAAGAGUUUGAUGAGAUUGACGACGUCAGCCUCCUUGCUGCAGCAUACUUUUCAGAGUCUCAGGAAAAGGACGAGGAGCAGGAGGAGGUUGACGAUUCCUCCCUGCUAGCUGCUGUGGGGGUGCCAGAGGUUGAGGAGAAGGUGGAUUAUCUGGAGGGAAUGACGGCGGAAAUGUUUGGGGUAGAUGAUGACUUUGAAAUAUGUGACAGAGACAAUCACAACAAGGAAGAGGAGGUGGAGGCCCUUCCUGAUGCUCACUAUGGGCUUGUAGGCAGCAGCAAGGUCCUGCUGCAGCCCCAGGGCUGCAUCGAUGACCUUCCAGAGGAGGUGCUGAGGCAAGUGUUGUGCUACGUUCCUGCCCAGGACCUCUACCGCAGCAUCAGCCUCGUCUGCCAGCACUGGAGGAGCAUUGUCCAGGACACCAAGUUUUUGCCCUUCAAGAAACAAUACUACCGCUACAUGAUGAGAGAGAAGGAUACAGAGCGAGAGAUGUUGUCCAACCUGAGGGACAGCGGCAUAACGGAUCCAGCAUUGUCACAGCACAGCAUACGACACCUCGUUGUUUUAAUGGCUCAGCAUAAGAUUGGAGAGGGGGUGAGUCCCAAGGACGUCCUGGUGUCUGUUAAGAAACAUCGCCUCUUUCCUCAAGCUGAGGCCUCCAUCAGAUUACAUAUUCCUGAUAUCCAGAAGUACUUGAACCAUGGCUUUGAGGGUCCCAACCCAUGUGCAGCCAUGGCGAUCAUAUUGAUCCUAAGUGAAAGUGUUGGUGACGUGCAGGACUUGGUGUCUCUGCUCUCCGGAUGCAUGUCGCACAGCGCGAUUACAGAGUACCUCAACCACAUGGCUUUGAUGUUGCUGGCUUUAGAGAGAAGUAAAAUCCAGAUAAGUAACAGGUUGCAUUACAAUAUCUACUACGUGCUUCACCUGAUGGAGAACGGGCCCUUUUCUGUCGGAUCCAGUCAGAAUGGGCGGCCUCAGUUUCAUCUCACCUGUGAACAGCAGAACAUCCUCAGUCACAACAUCCAGGGCGACCAUGUGGUCAAGAUCAUUGCUUUCGCAGGUACAGGAAAGACGACCACUUUGGUGAAGUAUGCCGAGCAGCGCCCCCACAUCCGCUUCCUGUAUGUGGCUUUCAAUAAGUCGGUGGCAUGUGAGGCAGAGCGCCGCUUCCCCAAGAAUGUAGACUGCAAGACCAUCCACUCAUUGGCCUUCAAUGAUGUCGGGCAGAUGUAUCGCAAUCAUCAGAAGCUGACCUUUAACUUGAAGCCGUUCACCAUCAGCUCUGUGCUGCCUAAAGGCAGAGGCGGCUUUACCAAGGCCAAAGUGGUGACCACGACUCUCAACACAUUUAUGGCUUCAGCAGACGCGACCAUCACCACCAGCCAUGUCCCCGACACCCACAAAAAGACAAUUAUAAGCAUUGAUGAAAAACUGUUGGUUGUCCAUGAUGCGCAGAAGAUCUGGAACAAAAUGAAAGAUCUCAAUGAAAAAAGAGAUCAGGCAUACUACAUGACCCAUGAUGGUUAUCUCAAAUUAUGGCAGCUCCAAUUCCCAAAACCCCGCCUGUCUGACCAGUACGAUGUCCUUCUCAUCGAUGAGGCCCAGGACUGCACUCCAGCCAUUAUGGACAUGCUGCUGUCUCAGCAGUGUGGGAAGAUCCUGGUCGGAGAUCCUCAUCAGCAGAUCUACACCUUCAGAGGAGCUGUCAAUGCUCUGCAUGUUGUUGACCACACACACAUCUACUACCUGACACAGAGCUUUCGGUUCGGUGCGGAGAUCGCCUACGUGGGCGCUACCAUCCUCAAAGUGUGUAAGAGAGUCCAGAAGAUUCUCGUAGGAGGCAACCAGAAGGGUGGUGUGUGCGACCAGACUGCAGUCGAGGUCUUAGAGACUGUGAGAACGGGUAGAAGUCCUUACCCGGGGAAGACGGCCAUCUUAUCGAGGUGCAAUUACGGUGUGUUCAUUACAGCUGUCAGCCUGACAGAUGUCAACCCGCACUGCCGGAUCCACUUCAUAGGAAAUGUUGAAAACAUCGGCCUGAAUAGGAUCCUGGACAUCUGGCGGCUGAUGGAAGAGCCAGACCAAGAACCAAAAUUCUUCACGGAUGGCCUAAUUCGCUGCUUUGCAAAGAAAAAUCGCAGUUCCUUCUACGCCCUGAAGAAAUACAUCGAACAGACGGAGGACUUGGAGCUGGGGGCCAAAGUCAACAUCGUUGAAAAAUAUAGGAGUCGAAUUCCCCAACUGGUGAAGCGACUGGACACCUGCUUCGAAAAAGACUUUCACAAAGCAGACUUCAUAGUUGGAACAGUCCACAAGGCUAAAGGUUUGGAGUUCGACACUGUAAUGAUCAGCGAUGACUUCGCCAAGGUUCCCGCUUCUGCACACAAUCUGCGCUACAAUCACAACUUCAAAUUUUCAAACAUUCCUGACGAUGAGUGGAACCUUCUGUAUGUGGCGGUGACUCGGGCCAAGACAACGCUGAUCAUCACCAAGAGCGUCUACCACAUCCUCACAGUGGCCGGGGAAUACUUCUUUAAGUCGGAAAUGCCCAACUCCCUGAUGAAGGAGGGCGAGGCUCUGCCGUGCUCUGUCACAAACUGUCCCAACUGCAUCACGCCAGGCUCAGCCUUCAUCAUGUCCAAACAACAGAUGAAAUGUGCUGAUGGCGUGUCAGACGGCGGCCCGCUGUGUGAAAAGUGUGUGUGGAUACGCAUCGGACCUACAGCCUUCCUCAUGACUGAAGACGUUCUCUCAAUGGCUGGAAUACCAGAACAACUUGGUCAGCCGUUCUUCGUUGUUAACUAAAAUUUGUUAGUGACCUUCAGUGCACUGUUCAGGGUUAUGAACAGAGAGUAAAAAGGGAAGGUGCUCUCCAGCGAUCGCUGCUGAAUGACUCUGCCACGUGAUCUUGUUCUCUGUGUUUAUUUCUCUGUGAGAUAAAAAGGUUUUUAAUAUAAUGUACAGUUGAGAUUUUCCAGCCAAUGGCAUCCAGUGAUCCUCAGGAUGACUGACAGUAAAGGAGCAAUGUGUCUCCAUGCAAACAUCGACUAAAAACAUUAAUCUGCUGGCAAAUGUGCUUGCAAGUGUAUUUAUUUCCUCUGUUUGUAUCAAGUAACAUUUCACUGUUCGUGUUUCAGCAUUAACAAUCCUCCACUCCUGUGUGUACAGUGGCAUCCUCUGCCUGUAGGUCACUCUAUUCUCAACCAUGUUAUUACACGUUUAGAUUGUUUCGACUUUGAGCUCCUGAACUCUUGGUUUCAGUCUGCAGAAGAUUGACAAGAGAAUAAAACAGG
Messenger RNA from Paralichthys olivaceus (Japanese flounder), 4312 nucleotides. RefSeq names its product F-box DNA helicase 1 (gene fbh1). Lineage: Eukaryota; Metazoa; Chordata; Actinopteri; Pleuronectiformes; Paralichthyidae. The record is from RefSeq and is a predicted model, not a curated record. Gene Ontology annotation, biological process: double-strand break repair via homologous recombination; replication fork processing. Gene Ontology annotation, cellular component: nucleus. Gene Ontology annotation, molecular function: DNA binding; 3'-5' DNA helicase activity; protein binding.